CAUUGAUGAAUUCAGUCACUAUUCAAAACACUUGCGUAUUUGAUAGUUUCAUAUGUUUCUUUUAUUCCUACACGGAAUACCAGUAUUACCUACCAUUAGAUAUCUUUCACCAGCAGUACCAGAGACGUACCUAUACAGACAUCCCCAAUAUACUUGGGUAUUUAAUCGCUGAUUAUAUCGUUGUUAGACGUAGUCCUAGAGUCGUAGCCCACCAGGAAAAAAAUACCUGCUGCCUGCAAAAAUGAACCUGUGUGUAGCAUAUUUGUUAUUCUUGGCGGCACAUAUCUACCUCGCAGUCGAAGCAGUCGACUCAGAUAAGCCAGCCGGAUCAGGCAAUCCAGACAAACCAGUCGAACCAGUUGUCGACUUUCGUCUGCAAUUAUUGCACAACAACGACUUACAUGCCAGAUUCGAAGAGAUGGACGAGGACACGGGAGCGUGUCCAGACGAGGACGCCAAACAGAAAAAAUGCUACGGAGGAUUUGCGCGCAUGAAAAAGGCCGCCGAUGUCGCACGCAAUGAGGCAGGCGAAAUACCCACCAUUUUCCUCAACGCCGGCGACAAUUUCCAGGGAUCUCCUUACUACUCGCGUUUCAAAUAUAAAGCUAUUUUCCCAAUGGUCGAUAUGCUUGAUAUGAAUGCAACAUCGCCAGGUAAUCACGAAUUUGACGACGGAAUAGACGACUUUGUCGAAUACCUGAAACAAUUAAAAACACCGGUCGUUUGCGCUAACAUCGAUAAAGUCAAGGAACCCAAAUUCAAUGUGCCCGAUAAACUAUUAAAAUCAAUAAUUAUACCCCUAAGCUACGGCGAAAAACAAAGGAAAAUCGGAGUUGUCGGUUAUCUAACACCUGAAGCGAAAAGACCGAGAUUAGCAACUUUGGAACUAGCCGAUGAAAUAGCCGAAAUACAACGAGAAGCCCAACGUUUAAAUGAAGAAGGUGUCAAAAUCAUCAUCGCACUAGGACAUGCGGGGUACGAGCGCGACCUCGAAAUAGCCCAACAAGUGAAAGAAAUCAGUAUGGUUGUAGGUGGUGAUUCUCAUACCUUGUUGUACACGCCGCCGGAAAGAAAGCCAGGUGAAACAGAUGAAGCAUAUGAAAAAAGGAAACAGCCGCCAAGCGUCGAAAAAGUAACAGGCCUGUACCCAACAAUCGUGGAGCAAGACGGAACUGGCAAAAAAGUGCCAGUCGUUCAAGCAUAUGGACUCAGUAAAUAUUUGGGUAAACUUAUGGUCGAUUUCGAUGCUGAAGGAAAUGUCAUCACAGCCAAAGGAAAUCCUCAGUUGCUCGAUUCUUCCGUUGAAAAAGAUGAGAAAGUUCAAGCAGCUGUAUCCGAGUGGACUAAAAGAGUGGAAGAGGAAAUCAAAGAUUUCAGGGAAAUCAAAGGUCGUACGCGUACUACCUUAAGCAAAGCGAACUUCGAAGAAGGCGAAUUCGAAUCCAGUUUGGCCAAUUUGAUUACCGAUGCUUUCGUCGAUUGGGGUGUGCAACUAGCGCACGAACAGAAAUACCCCCACGGAUGGACCCAGACACCGAUAUCAUUCUAUCCAAACGGAGGUGUUCGCAUUAGGAUCAAUCAUAAACGUGCUAGUGGUGCCUUGACCCGUGAAGAUCUCCUGUAUGUUAUGCCAUUUCAGAAUAAGAUGUUCCGACUGAUUGUGAAGGGAAGUUUACUUAGAAGAUUUUUAGAAAAGUCUAUACACGAUUAUGAUGCGGAGGACACCACGCUCAAUAUGAAACAUUUUAUUCAGUUUUCCGGGCUCAGGGUAAUGUUCGAUCUCACAAAACCAAAGAAUCACCGUGUUGCGUCUGUAGCUGCUCUAUGCGGCGAUUGCGACAUUCCGAGAUACGAGCCGCUCGAAGAUAGCAAAACCUACGGCAUAAUAACUCAAAGAACCGAAUCCAAUAAAUUUAAAUACAUGGAGCAGAGUCCUGGUGAACUUAUAGAGAACACUGAGCUUGGCGAAUACAAGGAUAUAGAUGUAGUUUUGGACUACAUAAAGAGACACAAGAUUAUCACUCCUAAACUGGACCAGCGAGUCACCAUCACUGGAUUCAGAUCGAAGCAUUCUGAUACCUCUAUGCCGGAGGCGGAAGACAGCCUUGAAACCACUACUGACCUGAAUCCAAAACGAAUAAAAACAUAGUACCUAUACCGUAACUGAAAAAACCAAAAUCAAAUUCAAAACAUGAUUUUUUCAACAAAUAAUAAUAAUAAUAAUAAUAAUAAUAAUAUUCCAGCCUUUUAAAACAUUCUAAAAUGAAACUCGUAUUUUUUUUUUUUUUUUUUUUACUAAAAGUUUUACAUCAUUAUUAGAAAAUAAUUCCAAAACUCGGAUAUUUCAAAAGCAAGCAAUUUUAAUAUUCCAAUUUCGAAUUUUUCAUUUCAUUCGGGUCGGAAAAGUGAUUCUGGCCGAGGGUGAGGUUUGUGACCCGAACAAAGUGAGGGGAACAACUCACACGAGUCCAGAAUCACUUUUCCUCUGAGUUUCGUAAUAGUUAUUUUAGUUGUUUUAAAAUUAAGUAUUAAUCAAACGUUAAUUAGGUAGGUACCUAUUUCAUAAAAAUUUAUAAAUUUCGAAAAGUGUAAUAAGUCGCAAAUUCUGACAUUUCAACAAAAAAUCACACUUAGUCAUUUUCACACUUUCAGCAUCUUGGGAAAAGUUCCAUUCAAUCGUUUUUUCAAUAUUUCAUCAAACUUGAAAACUUUUUCAAAUUGAAAUUUACAGAAAUAAAAAAGUUUUCAUAGGUCUGCGUUGAAAUAUGGUGACUAAAUUUACACCAAAACACGGCGACAUCGUGCAUAAUAUAGCAAAGCGGCAUUUCUUUGAUAUUUUAUUACCUACACAUGGUUAGCCGGGACAAGGUUUUUCCUAUCGUCAACAGCGAUAGGUUUUUUAGCCCAGUCUCGUCAAAGCCAUCUUAUGCUCGCGAUGUGUCGAAUGUAUGGAUCUAGAGAUCUGUGUGUAUUUAACUAUAAUCUGCAGUGUGUAAAGAACAAUACAUUUUGGUUUUCGCUCA
Molecule: messenger RNA, 3023 nt
Organism: Planococcus citri (citrus mealybug)
Lineage: Eukaryota; Metazoa; Arthropoda; Insecta; Hemiptera; Pseudococcidae
Product: protein 5NUC-like
Exons: 9
Coding region: 242-2149 (635 amino acids)
Biological process (GO): AMP catabolic process
Cellular component (GO): plasma membrane
Molecular function (GO): 5'-nucleotidase activity
Source: RefSeq, a predicted model, not a curated record